ACGUAUCGACGGUUACGGACUACAGACACUGCACCACUAACGUUACAGUUCCGGUGUCCCAUCCAUGGUCCCACCUCGGAGUCGGAGCAGCAUUUUAGCUACAACGACGGCGGGAAGUUGUUAUCGUCAAUUUAACCACAAAUCAGAAACAAGGGAAGGCACUAAUUUGAUAACGAUCGACAUUUCACUAUCUCAUAUUAAUGGAUCUGUAAUCGGAAAUACACUAACUGUACGCUAAGAUUAUCAGCGUGGGAUUCAGCUAAUAUGGCUAACGUCGGAAACCAGCUACCAACACAGGCCGUUAGCAAGCCUGCACCAGGAAAACAUGGAAAUGUAUUGCCCCUGUGGGGCAACGAAAAGACAAUGAACCUCAACCCAAUGAUUCUUACGAAUGUGCUGUCUUCGCCGUAUUUCAAAGUUCAGCUUUAUGAGCUAAAGACCUACCAUGAAGUUGUGGACGAAAUCUACUUCAAGGUGACUCACGCUGAGCCCUGGGAAAAAGGAAGCAGAAAGACUGCAGGCCAGACUGGAAUGUGCGGAGGGGUGCGUGGAGUUGGGACCGGUGGUAUUGUGUCUACUGCUUUCUGUCUUCUAUACAAACUGUUUACUCUCAAGCUGACUCGCAAACAGCUGAUGGGUCUGAUCACUCACACAGACUCUCCAUACAUCAGAGCACUUGGCUUCAUGUACAUAAGAUACACUCAGCCUCCAGCAGAUUUGGUAGAAUGGUAUGAUGGCUUCCUGGAUGAUGAGGAGGAGCUGGAUGUGAAGGCUGGGGGUGGCUGUGUGAUGACCAUUGGAGAGAUGCUGCGCUCCUUCCUCACCAAACUGGAGUGGUUCUCCACUCUGUUCCCCCGUAUCCCCGUGCCUGUGCAGAAGAUUAUUGACCAGCAGAUGAAGGCAAGGCCUCGUAAAGUUGCUCCAAAGGAAACGCAGCAGCAGGAGGAAGAGGAGGCUGCAGUGGCAGAGGCAGGGGGGCAAGGGGAGAGACGCCACUCCAGGACACCCAGGCGGACACCAAGCCCCCGAAGGUCACCCAAACGGUCGAGAAGCAGAAGCCACCACCGUGAGAAAGAACGCCACGGCCCCAGCUUUGACCGAGAGCUGGAGAGAGAGCGUGACCGCCAGAAGAAGGAGAGGGACGGCAGGGACCGGGACCGAGGGGAGAGGGAGAGACGGCGGUCCCGCAGUGCAGACAGGAACCAAGACCGGCGCGAACGCAGAAGGAGUCGCAGUGGCAGCCGGGAACGAAGGAACGAACGCAAAGACAAAGAAAGGGACGGCGGGGAGGACAAGAGCAGGAGGAAGGACAGGGAACACCACAAAGAUAGAGGCACUGAGAGGGAGAGGUCCAAGGAUAAAAAGAACAGGGGAGAGACUGAUGACAGGAGGCACAAAGACGACAGGGAGAGGCACAGAGAAGAGAGGAAGGCCAAAAGGUUGAGCCGGAGUCGAAGCAGGGACAGGAGGCACCGAAGUGGGGGAGAGGAGAAGAGCAGGAAAAUAGAGGGCAGCCACAGCAGAGAUAAAGACAGGGAGCGAGAUGGAGAACAGCGGUCUCACAAAAGUAGCGGUAGCAAGGAGAGGAGCCAUCAUCAGCGAGAGUCCAGUAAUGACCAUUGUAAACAUAGUGAAGGCAGGAGUCGGAGCACUGAGUAAAUGUCGCCUACCAGCAAUAUUACUUCUUCUACUCCUGUGUUUUUCUCCCUUUUUUUUCCUACCCAGUUGUCUGGUUGGUCACUUGUGCUAAAGAGAAGGAAUGUCAGCACAUUGGACAUCUGGAGUUAUUGUCUUUGGCCAAUGUAAUGUUGCUUUACUUUUAUGUUUUUUUUUCUGCCUUUUUUUUCACUCCCCAUUAGAUCCAUUGUUAGUGUUCACUUGAAAUUUGAAAAGUGGCAAAAAUGGCAUUCUAUGGUGCGUUCGUUUGCCCCAGGAUGAUGUGGGUUUGUACAUACUGUUUCAGAGGCUGUCUACACACGAUAAAUGGUCCGAUUUGCAAUGCUUGCUGGGUCGGCGCUGUCAUCAUAUAUAUGUAAUGUAUAAAUAAUUUUUUUCAGGUGG
Molecule: messenger RNA, 2061 nt
Organism: Perca flavescens (yellow perch)
Lineage: Eukaryota; Metazoa; Chordata; Actinopteri; Perciformes; Percidae
Gene: prpf38b
Product: pre-mRNA processing factor 38B
Exons: 6
Coding region: 265-1659 (464 amino acids)
Source: RefSeq, a predicted model, not a curated record